Parus major (Great Tit) is the source of this 4122-nucleotide messenger RNA. Its product is annotated as sodium- and chloride-dependent GABA transporter 1-like. Gene Ontology annotation, biological process: neurotransmitter transport; sodium ion transmembrane transport. NCBI's taxonomy places the organism in Eukaryota, Metazoa, Chordata, Aves, Passeriformes, Paridae. Gene Ontology annotation, molecular function: gamma-aminobutyric acid:sodium:chloride symporter activity. The transcript has 14 exons. The coding region runs from base 1 to 1803 and encodes 600 amino acids. Gene Ontology annotation, cellular component: plasma membrane. The record is from RefSeq and is a predicted model, not a curated record.
AUGGGCAAGAUGGACAACCCCUCCGUGGAGCUGAACUCUCCCUCCGAGGUGAAGCAGGCAGCCCUGGAGGAGCUGGAGCCCAUCAGCCCUGAGGUCGUGAGCGCCAAGAAGAAGAAGAAGGAGAUCCCAGACAGAGGUUCCUGGAAGGGGAAAUUCGACUUCUUGCUGUCCUGUGUGGGCUAUGCCAUCGGUCUGGGCAACGUCUGGCGCUUCCCUUAUCUCUGUGGCAAAAAUGGAGGAGGGGCCUUCCUCAUCCCGUAUUUCCUGACACUGGUGUUUGCUGGGAUUCCUCUCUUCCUGCUGGAAACUGCUCUGGGCCAGUAUACCUCUGUUGGUGGACUGGGAGUCUGGAGAUUAGCACCCAUGUUCAAAGGUGUGGGACUGGCAGCUCUGGUUCUGUCCUUCUGGCUGAACAUUUACUACAUUGUCAUCAUUGCCUGGGCUCUCUACUACCUCUUCAACUCCUUCACUGCGGACCUGCCGUGGCAGAACUGUGGGAACGCCUGGAACACCGAGCGCUGCUUCUCCAACUACUCCCUGAACGACACCACCAACCUGAGCAGCGCCGUCACCGAGUUCUGGGAGAGGAACAUGCACCAGAUGUCCGGAGGCCUGGGGGAGCCCGGCACCGUGCGCUGGCCCCUGGCUGGCACGCUGGCCCUGGCCUGGCUGCUGGUCUACUUCUCCAUCUGGAAGGGUGUGGAGUGGACAGGCAAGGUGGUGUAUUUCUCAGCCACCUACCCCUACUUCAUGCUUUUCAUCCUCCUGUUCCGGGGAGUCACGCUGCCAGGAGCCAAGGAGGGGAUCCUCUUCUACCUCACCCCUGACUUCAGGAAGCUCUCUGACUCUGAGGUCUGGAUGGAUGCAGCCACUCAGAUCUUCUUCUCCUACGGGCUGGGGCUGGGCUCCCUCAUUGCUCUGGGCAGCUACAACACUUUCCACAACAAUGUCUACAGAGAUUCCAUCAUUGUCUGCUGUAUAAACUCCACCACAAGCAUAUUUGCGGGAUUUGUUAUUUUCUCUAUCAUUGGCUUCAUGUCACACAUCACAAAGAAGUCGGUGGCAGAGCUGGCCUCCUCAGGCCCUGGGCUGGCUUUCCUCGCCUACCCGCAGGUUGUCACACAGCUGCCGCUGUCCCCACUCUGGUCAAUCCUCUUCUUCUCCAUGCUGAUGAUGCUGGGUCUGGACAGCCAGUUCUGCACUGUGGAAGGGUUCAUUACAGCCCUGAUGGAUGAGUACCCUCGAGUCCUAAGAGCCAGGAAGAAGAUCUUCAUUGCAGUGGUCUGCUUCAUCUCUUACCUCAUUGGAUUCUCCAACAUCACCCAGGGAGGCAUUUAUGUCUUCAAGCUGUUUGAUUAUUACUCAGCCAGUGGCAUGUGUCUCCUUUUCCUUGUCUUCUUCGAGACCAUCUCAAUUUCUUGGUGUUAUGGUGUGAACAGGUUUUACAGGAACAUUGAAGAAAUGAUUGGUUACAAGCCUUGCAUGUGGUGGAAGAUCUGCUGGGCUUUCUUCACACCCCUUGUCUGCCUGGGUGUGUUCUUCUUCAGUGUGGUGGAAAUGACCCCUCUGACGCUGGGAAAAUACGUCUAUCCUGCCUGGGGACAAGGCAUCGGCUGGCUCAUGGCCCUGUCCUCCAUGGUUCUGAUUCCAGGGUACAUGCUCUACUCUUUCCUCACCUCAGCAGGGACCCUCCGGCAGCGUUUGCAGCAGAUGACGCAGCCCAGGCCAGAGGAGCACCCUCAGAACAAUGGCCUCCAGCCGAAGACGUCCCUGAACGGGAGGAUGUCGGACGCCGCCGUGUAAGGAGGAAGGCCGAGCUCCUCGCCCUGCCCUGUAGUGCUCACUCCACGCUGUCCCUCGAGCUCCUCUGGCACAGUUUGCUGUCCCUGGCUCUGUGGUGACUUUCUCUUGUCCCCGAGAGGCCCUGCUGGAGGAACUGUUGUGGCUCUUCCCCCGGCAGGGCUGACCAAGGCCUGAACAAGCGGCCACCAGGGCGUCGUGUGGUGGCCACCUUCAUCCUGCACCACCCUGCCCCAGGCCCUCAGGGGCGAGCAGCUGCUGCCCACAUCUCCGUCCUGGCCAGGAGAGGUGGUGUCUCUCGAGAGCUUAGACUGAUUGUUAUCCACUUCUCUGCUUUCCUUUCCCUGUGACACUCCACAGAGCAUCCCCAGCACGCAGCUGUUUCAGCCCAGAGAGAGCAAAUCCCAGAUGGCUGUUGAUUGAUGGAGCAUAAAACACCAGCAAAUCCAUAACUGGAGGGGAUGUGCAGAACAAGGGAUUCUGUGAGGGGUCCUGCAUGUUGGUAGCUGUAGGACAUCACCUGGAGAAGGGUUUGGGGGCAAUGUGUGCUGCUCCCAGUGCUGUGUUUCAUCCCUGCAGCCUCCAGACAUGUUUGCUGCAUCCAUUGGGGCUGGCACUGUGAGCCAGAGCCCCACGGAGCAGCCAAAUUUUCUUUUCUGAAACAUCCUGCCCUGUGUAGAUGUGUGCAGUAGCCACACCCCAAAAAGCAGCUAAAAGGGUAAAUGGAGGGCUCUUUGCUACAGGCUGUUUGAGUCACCCACCCUGACCACAACAAGCUUCGUGCAGAGGCAAGGCUGAGUGAUAGAUUUCCCAGCAAUGUGCCAAUUUCCCCCUGAGAUAAAACAGGGCAGCUCCUGCCAAACGCCCUCCCUGGCCGUGUCCCCAGGUGGGAAAUGAUCAGAAGGAGCAUGAUGCCCAUGGAUGGCUCAGUUUAUACCUUUUUCAGGAAGUGGCCACUCCUAAAUCCCAGCAUGUGGAAGGCAGGAAUUCCUGAGGUGGAUGUAGCCACCAUGCUGGAGCCACCCCUGUGAGCCAGUGCUGACCUCCCUUGGGAAGUGUUUGCUCAGCCAGCUGCUGUCACUGGCACAUCCCAACACAAACCACAGAGGGCUGUGAGCUCUUGUAGGUGGUGCUGGGGGAGUGCAACGCCUUGGAGAAGGCUGGGAAGUGUUUCAGAGCCAUCCUAAAGCAGCAGCAUAUUUCUUGGCUGUGAAGCUCUGUGAAAGGAGGUGGCUCAUCAUAGCAGUGUGACCGUGAGGCUCCCAGCUGUGCCAGCCUCCCAGAGACCCCACACACACCCUUGUACACAGAGUGUUUGGGGAGUGCUGUAGCUUAGUGCUGGUUAUUCCCUCCCCUCCCUGGCACAGCAUUGCCAGCUCUCUUCACACCCCCAGCUUCAGAUCAGAAUCGACAAACUCAUAAAUGAGCAUUCAAGAAAUGGUGUGUCCCACCCACCUUUCCUGCCCAAGAGGUCUCAGAAGUGACACCCUGCAGUCCCCCAGGGAUCCUCCUGCAGGUGACAGGUGAGUGAUGAGCCUUUGCACAAUUGUCUUGCUCUCCAGUAGUAGCUCCAAUACGCUGCAGGUUGGCCCUGUGCUGCUUGUCCUGCCACUCGCCAGAGCACCUGCUCCUCUGCCAAUCUUCCAGCCCCUGGAUCAGGAACAGAAGAAGAAAGAAGUUUUCUGGUGAAAGCUAAAGUCAGACCCCUCUGGGAGUGGGUCCCCUGCCAGCUCCUCGCGGCAUCUCAAUUAAUGUUGCUUUAGAGCUGAAAGCAAUUUGUAUUUGUAGGCAUGAUUCUCAGCAAGGGUGGCUGCUGGGCAUGAAGUGCAUGUUUUGUGGUCUGCAACACCCCAAGCUGAGAUCACACCCUGUCCCACCUGUAAUUGUUACAGUGUUUGUGUCAAAAAAAUCGCGGCUGUUAAAUAGACAUGAGGAAAUACUGUAUUUAUAGGCUUGGUCUUGUAAAGCCAAAAGCCAAACACUGAAAGCUGCAAUCAUAGCUCAUCAGCAUUAAUCUCAGCCAGCUACAGACAUGUCAUCUUCCCUUGUCCCUUAAUUGUCUGUGCCACUGUAGCUGAAAAUUUCUAUUCCAAUUUCACCUGUUUUUGUGAACGGGGCAAUAAGGAAAGCACUCUUUAUAAACAUGUCCUUAGACAUCUGUGCUCAAAAAAUGUGUUAAAGCUCUAAAUGUUGCAGUAAUGACCCUUACUAGAGCCUGCUUUUGCCUGUGUGUCCAGGUUCCAAAACCUCCCUCCCCCAAAUGCAGACUGAGGGUGGCACAGAUGGGUGAUGGGCACUGGACUCCGUUUUUCAGUGAGGCUG